AUGUCAGUGUCCAUCCCACGGAAACUAUGGGAGCACCCAAACCCCGAUUCAACAACCAUGGGCCGGUUCCGGCGAGAGCUGGAACAGUCAACCGGACAGCGAUUUAAUGUAAGACUCCAGUUAUCAGCCGAAACAACUGAAUAUCUAACGUGCAAUGAAAUUGAUAAGGGAUUCUAUGAUAUGUACCUGCAUUCCAUUCAAAACCGCACGGAGUUCUGGGCCUUUUGCUGGAAGUAUUUCCAGAUUAUUCAUGAAGGAACCUACACGCGGAUCGUGGAUGAGUCCGCGCGUAUGGACAGCAUUCCAGAGUGGUUCGCUGGUGUCAAGCUCAAUUUUGCCGAAAAUAUGCUCUUCUCCAGCAAUGGGAACACAAUCGGAAAAGAAGACCACAAGGUUGCAGUCACCGAGGUGCGAGAGGGUGCUAAUAAAGAUGCCGUUCAUUUGACCUGGGGAGAAUUGCGAAAGAAAUCUGGAGUUUUGAUCCAAGCGAUGAAGGCUAAUGGGGUCGUGCGUGGCGAUCGAAUCGCGGUUUGUUCGGCGAACAGUAUCGACACAUUGCUGGUUUUCGUUGCGACCACGGCUCUCGGAGCAAUUUUUUCAUCUAGCUCUACUGAUAUGGGUGUCAAGGGGGUUUUGGAUAGACUGUUGCAGAUUAAGCCGCGAUUUCUGUUCAUGGAUGACUAUGCCGUUUAUAACGGGAAGACGAUUGACCUUCGGGACAAGAUGAAGGACAUUGUUCAAGGCAUGGGUUCUGUGUCGGAGUUCCAGGGAGUGGUUUCUCAACCACGAUUCCCCGAAAAGCCAGCGGAUAUACGCUCCAUUCCGAGAGCUUGUACUCUGGCAGAAUACCUGGAAAAAGCAGCUGGAAACGAUAGUCUUGAAUUUGAGCGCAUUCCCUUUCGGGAUCCGUUUCUGGUGGUUUACUCAUCUGGCACAACAGGACAACCAAAGUGCAUAGUCCAUUCGGUUGGUGGUGUUCUAAUAAACGCCCACAAAGAGGGCGGCUUGCAUAUGGAACUUGCAUCGGAUAGCGUUGUGCUACAGUAUACGACAACUGGGUGGAUCAUGUAUCUCACUGCGAUGCAAACGCUCCUGUUCGGCAGUCGAGCCGUACUCUACGAUGGCAGUCCCUUUGUGCCGGAUGCUAGAGCAUUAGUGGAUUUAGCAGCUCAAGAAAGGGUCACACAUUUGGGCAUCUCCCCACGCUGGUUACAGGAGCUGGAGCGAGCCCAGCUCAAGCCCCGUGAACUAGUAGAUCUCAGCUCCCUUCGCGUGGUGACCAGUACCGGCAUGGUGCUACGAGAUGCAUUGUUCGAGUGGUUCUACGAUCAUGGAUUCCCAUCGCAUGUUCGCUUGAAUAAUAUUUCAGGAGGCACAGACAUCGCCGGUUGUUUCGGCUGUGGAAAUCCUCUUGUGCCGGUAUACGUUGGAGGGUGUGCAGGUUUCAGCUUAGGAGUGCCAGUGGAGGUAUACGAUUCGACCAUCGAAGGAGACGGCGUGAGGGGGAUACCAGCAAUCGAUGGAGAGCCAGGCGACUUGGUGGCCACAGCUCCAUUCCCUAAUAUGCCUACACAGUUCUGGGGAGAUCAAAGCGGCAAAAAGUAUCACGACGCUUAUUUUGGGAGGUUUAAUAACGUCUGGACCCACGGCGAUUUCGUAUCGAUCCACCAAGUCACCAAGCAACUUAUCUUCCACGGCCGCUCUGACGGGGUCCUCAACCCAUCUGGAGUUCGAUUUGGCUCUGCGGAGAUUUAUAGAGUGAUUGAAGGCUUUUUUUCAAACGAGAUCGUCGAUUCCAUCUGUGUGGGACAGCGGCGACCAACCGACAGCGAUGAACGGGUGAUGCUCUUCCUGCUAAUGAAGCCCGGGGUUCCCUUCACAACCGACUUGGUGAAUCGAGUUAAAAAGGCGAUCCGAACCGAGCUCAGCGCGCGCCAUGUGCCAGCUUUUGUUUUCGAGACUCCCGAGAUCCCGACCACGGUCAACCUAAAGAAAGUGGAGCUACCAGUGAAGCAAAUCGUCUCAGGCAAGCGGAUUCAAGCCUCUGGGACCCUCCUCAAUCCGGGAAGCUUGGAUUAUUACUAUCGAUUCGCCGAACGCCAAAGCAAGCUAUAG
Messenger RNA from Penicillium odoratum, 2115 nucleotides. RefSeq names its product acetoacetyl-CoA synthase. The transcript is spliced from 3 exons. Gene Ontology annotation, cellular component: cytosol. Gene Ontology annotation, molecular function: acetoacetate-CoA ligase activity. Bases 1 to 2115 code for a protein of 704 amino acids. Gene Ontology annotation, biological process: lipid metabolic process. NCBI's taxonomy places the organism in Eukaryota, Fungi, Ascomycota, Eurotiomycetes, Eurotiales, Aspergillaceae. The record is from RefSeq and is a predicted model, not a curated record.